Messenger RNA from Tribolium madens (black flour beetle), 2253 nucleotides. It is a transcript of the gene sr, whose product is annotated as early growth response protein 1-B. The transcript has 2 exons. Lineage: Eukaryota; Metazoa; Arthropoda; Insecta; Coleoptera; Tenebrionidae. Gene Ontology annotation, molecular function: DNA-binding transcription factor activity, RNA polymerase II-specific; RNA polymerase II cis-regulatory region sequence-specific DNA binding. The record is from RefSeq and is a predicted model, not a curated record. Gene Ontology annotation, biological process: regulation of transcription by RNA polymerase II. The coding region runs from base 84 to 1646 and encodes 520 amino acids.
UCGUCGUCGUCGUCGUCGUCGUCGAGGUGGUGCAGAGUGCGGCAUGGCAGUGGAAGGCCGCUCCGGCGCCGGGCGCUUCCAAGAUGUUAGCUCUGAUGACGAUGCGCAGGGAACACGACGAGACGAGGAGUGAUCGCGAACGCGAACGCGACGCCGGUGGUGCCGACGAGUUCGUGGACAUCCUGCAAGUGCAACAGCUGCUGUUGGACGGGGGACGGCGGGAGCCGCCCCCGCCCAGACUGCUGGACGCCGCCGCCGCCGCUUUCCCACCGCCGACUUACUAUCUAGGACAAGGAUAUGGACAGUCGGCGACCAGCGUUGACGAUCUCGUCGCGCUUUGGUUCGCCGCCGGACCCACGCCUGCAGGCUCUCUUGAUCCGGAGGAGCUCACUUUGGACCAGCAACAGCAGCAGUUAAGUCCUCACCAUUCGCCUAGUAGUCAUAUCGGCGAACGCGGGACUCCCCAAGACAGUGCUCUAAGUCCAAGUCUUCGUGAAGAAGAAAACACGAACCAUAGCACUCUUAGUAUGUAUCCUACGGGAACAUCUCACGCAAACAACAUGGGUAAAAUGCACCAUCGAACUGUCUACACCUCAGCAUCGAGUCCAAACAUGUCGGGGAACAUCCAGAUGCAGUCAGUGGAGGGUAUGGCUCAUUCCCCCUCGACGGUGAAUCCUUGGUUGUUAUCAAGUGGAGAUAAGCCGAUUUAUCCGGCAAUGUUCGGACUUCUGGGUCAAGGGAGUUCCCAAUCGCCCCAACAACAAUACCCUUCAGCGACUCCCUCACCCGCUGGCACGCAAUACGAGGACCAACUCAUGAGUAUGGAUUGUGGGGCCUUGAAACAACCUCCAAGCUACCCAAGUUGUUCAGCUUCGACGAGUCUCCAAUUAGAGUUGCAACAACAACAAGAUUUGGUGUACUCUCGUGUGGGCCAACCCUUGGUCGCUAGUACCACCAAGUACCAAUGGGACUCCCAAGACUAUACCAACCCAAGUUCAAGUGCGUGCACGUCGAAUUUAGUACCAAAACAGGAACCUUUCAGUGCGGGGUGUUCGAGUGAAAUCCAACAAUCCUCAAACUCCUCCUAUGGUGUGCAGCUAGCCGAGUAUAACCCAUCAACGAGUAAAGGCCACGAAAUCCUCUCCCAGGUGUACCAACAAUCCCCAGUCCCUCUGAAACUCGUCCCGGUGAAGCCCCGGAAAUACCCCAAUCGGCCGAGUAAAACCCCGGUCCAUGAGCGCCCAUACGCCUGUCCUGUGGAGAACUGCGAUCGGCGUUUCUCGAGAUCGGACGAACUCACCCGCCAUAUCCGCAUCCACACGGGCCAAAAGCCCUUCCAGUGCCGGAUUUGCAUGAGGUCCUUCUCGCGCUCCGACCAUCUCACCACCCACAUUCGCACCCACACGGGGGAGAAGCCCUUCUCGUGCGACGUCUGCGGGAGGAAGUUCGCCCGCAGCGACGAGAAGAAGCGACACGCGAAGGUGCAUCUCAAGCAGAGGAUGAAGAAGGAGAGCAAGAUGGGGGGGCAACAGCAGCAGCAACAGCAGCAGCAGCAACCCCAACAUCACCUCCAACAGCACCAUAUGCAUGCGAGUCACACGGUGACCAGCGAAGAUGGCCUCUCGGUGGUGACGACGACUCUGUGAGAAUUACCCACCGCCGAGUUGGCACCCGGCGAAUGUGUUCUUUUCAUACGCGACGACUGUGAUCUCGGCACCGACUCCGCUCGGCUCAUCUACGUGCGAAUCGAAUGAAAAGCACAAGCGACCUGAAACAUGAUCUCCGUUUUGAAGGGCAGGUGAACGGUUUAGUACGAGUUUUGGCCCAAAUGGGCGUUUUUGACCGCUUUUUAUAUUCGAAGUCGAAAAUAAUCAGUUUUUCUGUUUUCGCCUGGACUAGAAAUGAGCAAAAAUCGAUGACUAAAAGUGUCAAAAUUUCUCUAAUUUUACAAAACAAUAACCUUGCAUUUACACAAUGAGUCACUACUUUUGUUUCCAUUUUUAUUAGUGUUGAAAAAAAAUCAAUCUUAAAGAGAUAUUUUACUUGCUCGUGGAAAGUCCAUUUUUCUUCUCAAAUGUUUAAAAAAUCGUUUUAUCCAAGAAUACGAUUUUUUAUUAAAUUAUUUUCUCUGAUAACUAGAGAUUUAAUUUUUUUUCAUCUGAUAAAGGAAUAACCUUGACAUACAACCCAUUUUUUAUUUAAUUAAUUAUAGACUAAAUAUUUGACCCAAAAUGUCAAAAUUUUGUUUGUCUU